AUGGUCUACCUCCCUGCAACACGGCAUCUCAACGGCGUCCGCCUCCUCGCUCUCGAUGGCGGCGGCGUCCGAGGCGUAGCAUCCCUCAUCGUCCUCAAAGAAAUCAUGAAGAGAGUCCAGCAACGGAAGGGUCUCAAAGAAGAAUGUCGCCCUGCAGACUAUUUUGAACUGGCCGCAGGCACGAGUACUGGUGGCAUCAUUGGCAUCAUGCUGUUUCGGCUUCGCAUGACAGCUUCAGACGCCAUUGAUCAGUACGACAUUAUCUCCAAGGAGGUGUUUAGCCCCAAAAUCUAUGGGUGGAACAUCACUCGCGUGAUGCCCAACUCGCUUGCUUCUUGGAUCAACAACAGCAAGACGCUGGUUCAGAGCAGUAGAUUCGACGACGCAUCGUUGAAAAAGGCCAUUGACAAGGUUGUUGCCAAGUAUGGUCUGGAUGAAGAGGACAGGAGGUUGAAGGGCGAUGCGCCAUUGAUGCAUCCCAAUGCCGGCAGGAUGUUUGUCUGCACAACAGCGCAAAACAGAGCUGAAACGGUCUUGUUGAGAUCAUACAAGGACAACACCAUCCACGUCCAAUCCAAAGUCAACGACGUCAUGCGAGACCAUUCAGACAAAAUCACAAUCAGUCUGGCUACGCGCGCAACCUCUGCCGCACCAACAUACUUCCCCGAAGUGAAGUGGCCCGAAAACGACCCCAAGCUGACCUUUUGGGACGGUGGCCUGCUCAACAACAACCCCAUCGACCAGCUGUGGUACUCAAGAUACGAGCUCGUCCAGCCAAACGAGCCUGCUCCCGCCAUAUCGUGCGUCAUCAGCCUGGGUACCGGCUACGUUAAGCCCGAUUCACCAUCUGAAUCAUGGUUCCAGCUCGCAGGAGUGGCAUCUUCAGUCAUGGGCUUUGCUACCAACACAAACGCAAAGGGCAAGGACUUUUCACGACACAUGACGGCCUUGAACAACCGGUCUGAACAUUCUCAGACGAGAUACGUUAGAUUGAACCCGUCGCUUGGUAAAAGCGAGAUUGGGCUGGCGGAUUACACCAAGAUGGAGGAGCUGAAGCAGUUGGCGACUGCGUAUAUUGAGGAGGAGAAGAACCAGCUGUGGAUUAACAAGGCCGUGGCUGCGGUGUGUGACGAAUGA
Molecule: messenger RNA, 1137 nt
Organism: Trichoderma breve
Lineage: Eukaryota; Fungi; Ascomycota; Sordariomycetes; Hypocreales; Hypocreaceae
Product: patatin-like phospholipase domain-containing protein
Exons: 2
Coding region: 1-1137 (378 amino acids)
Biological process (GO): arachidonate metabolic process
Cellular component (GO): membrane
Source: RefSeq, a predicted model, not a curated record